This is a messenger RNA of Hirundo rustica (Barn swallow), 2443 nucleotides long. It is a transcript of the gene ADGRG3, whose product is annotated as adhesion G protein-coupled receptor G3. Gene Ontology annotation, cellular component: membrane. Lineage: Eukaryota; Metazoa; Chordata; Aves; Passeriformes; Hirundinidae. The record is from RefSeq and is a predicted model, not a curated record. Gene Ontology annotation, biological process: cell surface receptor signaling pathway; adenylate cyclase-activating G protein-coupled receptor signaling pathway. Gene Ontology annotation, molecular function: G protein-coupled receptor activity. The transcript is spliced from 13 exons. Bases 1 to 1776 code for a protein of 591 amino acids.
AUGAGGAACGGCUCUUGCCUCAGAAGUGGUCACAAGCCCCGGGGGAGCCUGGGGAGGAGCGGAGUUGCCGGCACAAGGGGAGCAGAGCGUGGUGGGAUGGCCAGGGCCAGCCAGGGGAUCCCACAAAGUGGCAUGAACUUGUUCCUGGGCACUGUCCUGCUGCUCCUGCUGCUGCCAGAUGUUGCGGAAGGACAGGACAGCUGUUCCGGCCUGGACCGGGGUGAUGAGCACCAUGAGUGCUGCAAUGUGACGGUGGAGCAGCAGAACACAGGCAACAGCACCCUCAUCCUCCACUGGUCCCAGCACUGCCUGGAGCUGUGGCGCUCUGAGAGCCGUGCUUGUGCCUGCCUGAGGAAGCGCUGGCUCAGGAUGUUGCAGCUGGGGCAGCACCGAUGGCUGGCUGGGCUCAAGACGUUGCUCCUGAAUGUCAGCAGGGCUGUCACCCAUGACGUCCUCAUCACCUUCUCCCCCACAGCGGGCCCCAGCAGGCUGAACACCACAGAGGAAGGGAAGGCAGGUAAAAUCCACCUCCCCAGGGAGAUAUUCCGGUCCCUGAGCAGCCAGACAGUGCCUGUGGUGGUGACAGUCCUCAACAUCCAGCAGUUUGUCGUGUUCAAGGAAGCCAACCAGACAGGGAAGGUCUUGGACAACACCGUGGUGGGCAUCACAGUGGGAGAGAGCAGCAUCUCGGGGCUGCGGGACCCCGUGCAGCUCACGUUCGCCCACGGGGAGCUGCCCACAAGUGUCACCCCGCAGUGCGUCUUCUGGGAUCCCAGCAAAGGGCAGGCAGGAGGCUGGCGCAGCAGUGGAUGUGGCACGCAGCCCGGGGACAAGGGGACAGUCUGCUCCUGUGACCAUCUCACCUUCUUCACCCUCCUCCUGAACCGAGCUCUGGAUGGCUCCACAGCAAAAGCUUUGAUGGUUGUUGCCACCGCUGGCUGUGGGGUAGCCAUGGCUUUCUCCAUCUUCACCAUGGCCUUCUGCAUCUUCAUCAGGUGUAGGUUCAGGUUUGAGGAGACCGUCCGCAUCAACCUGGGGCUGCACAUGAACCUCGUGGGCAGCCUGCUCCUCCUCAACCUGGCCUUCCUGCUCAACAGUGGGCUCUCUGGCAGGACCCACCCAAGGACCUGUAGGGUCCUGGGGGGGCUCACCCACUACUGCCUGCUCUGCUGCUUCACCUGGACGGCGCUGGAGGGCUGUCAGCUCUACCUGCUCUUCGUCAAGGUCCUCGGCACCUACAUCCCCCACUACCUGGGAAAGCUGUGCCUGCUCGGCUGGGGACUCCCUGUUCUCGUGGUGGGAGUGGCAGGAGGUAUUGGCAGCUAUGGAGAAUACAGCAUCCAGACCACGGACCACCGGGUGAUAGCCCAGCUGUGCUGGAUCACUUCCAAACAUCUUCUGGUCCACUACAUCACCAACUGUGGCUACUUUGGCCUCAUCUUCCUCUUCAACAUGGCUGUCUUCGGGGUGGUGACCCACAAGAGCUGCAGCUUGCAGGGCACUGGGGCAGUGCAGGGAUACCGUAAGCCCUGGAAGGUGGCUCUGGUGGCUGCAGGGCUCUUCUGCCUGCUGGGAGCCACUUGGGCUCUGGCAUUCCUCACCUAUGGCAUCUCCUCCACACCCGUGCUCUACCUCUUCACCCUCCUCAACUCUCUCCAAGGAAUCUUCAUAUUCAUCUGGUUGGUCAUCCUUUACUACCCAAAGACAAAGGAGACCACUGGUUCCCUCUCCUACAUCGUCAGACAUGACAAAACCACCACAGCCUCCCAGGACUAGCUCCUGGCUGGACCAGCUCCUGGCUGGACCAGCUCCUGGCUGGACCAGCUCCUGGCUGGACCUCUUUUCCUGCCUGCACCUGAACCACUGAGAGCAACCUUCGAUCUUGGCAGAUGCAGCCUCCUCACGCAGGGAGAGAUCAGUUAACCACGCCUCAGUUUACCCUUCAGUGGGCAUGAUCCACCUCAGCAGGGCUCUUUGCUUUGUCCCUUUCAUUCCUGGUGGGCUGCCCCGGGCAAGGAGCUCCAGAGAAGAUGCUUCUGCAAAGUCUCUCCAGGCUGCAGUUCCAUGGUCUUGAGGUGCCCCGAUCUCAUUCCCUGGGGGACAAGGAGGAAGCCCACGAAGCACCUGCCUUCAGGCAUGAUGCAGCCAUCACCCUCUUUGCUAGAGGUGGCCUUUGGUGCUGAACCAGCCCGGCAGAGAGUUUCCAGCCACUGGAAGGAGAGGACUGACUUGCUCCAGCCCAGAUGUGUGAGGUUUGCAUCUGGGAAUCAGCAAAAAGAAGAGGAAACCCAUGAGCUUCUUUGCAGAACACCUCCUUGCUCUCUGGCAGAGAUAUGCUGAUUGUCCUUCCUGCAAAACAUCUUCUGGGGCCAGCAGCAAUUCCCUCAUGGAUAUUGUGCUCUAACCAAAAUGCACAUACAGCUCCCUUGCAGGACAACUGCCG